Ornithodoros turicata is the source of this 1176-nucleotide messenger RNA. RefSeq names its product clotting factor B-like. Lineage: Eukaryota; Metazoa; Arthropoda; Arachnida; Ixodida; Argasidae. Bases 116 to 964 code for a protein of 282 amino acids. The transcript has 7 exons. The record is from RefSeq and is a predicted model, not a curated record. Gene Ontology annotation, molecular function: serine-type endopeptidase activity. Gene Ontology annotation, biological process: proteolysis.
AUGGCGCUUAUGGCGCGUCACGUGCUUUAAAAGGAACCUAUCGGACGAGAGAGUGCGAGUGAUUUGAUUUGGGAAGGAGGGUAUAAAGAGAUGUAAUCAUUGCCGCACAUUUCUGAUGCAGAAGGAUCAGGGUUUUUCCGAGUCAAGGAACAACUUUUCCAAACUUGACAUGAAACUGACCCGCAGCAUUCUGUUUAUGCUGAUCAUUGUCAACACUGCUAUGUCGCAGGAUGCUCUUUGCGGUAUGAAGAGGUCGAAGAGGGAUCCUGGCGUAGAAUGGCCCUGGCUGGGAACAAUCAUGGAGUACAACUCUGGAAAAAUUCCUGAUUUUGUUUGCAUGGGAACUCUCAUCAGUAAGAAGCACAUACUCACGUCGGCUCACUGCUUUGAUGCCAAAUCUUUGAACACACGGCGAUACUCGGUCCAGCUCGAGUCUCAGACAUCAGAUUCCGGGGACGAAUACAACGUCCACUCUAUUGACUUUCACCCAUUCUACAUCCCUGGAAGCAAGUACGCUGACCUUGCAAUCCUUACGCUACGCACUGAUGUUCCUGGCACCACGAUGCCUAUUUGCACCCCGAAUAACGCUGAAAACGUUGACAACAAACGAUCUUAUAUCGGCGAGUGGCUUCCGCGGUUCCCAGGUUCCAGGACGUACGAACUGAAAGCCGUGAGGGCCAUGACAUCGACAAAUACUGUUUGCAAAUCUCAGUAUGCUUCUCUGAAGCUGCCUGAGCUAUCGAAAGGAAUUUCACGCGCGCAGCUGUGUACAGAUCUCAGAGCGGGACAAGGCGACUGCCACAGACUGAACGGAUCCCCACUGAUGAUGUCUGACCGUACGAUGCGUUGGACCGUCGUUGCCAUCGCUGCCUAUCGCUACAACUGCGAUGACCAAAGCUAUCCAGGAGUCUACACACGAGUAGAACACUACAGGUCCUGGAUUAGAAGCAUCUUGCGCCGCUGAUGGAGUUCAGAAGAAAGAUAAUAUUUAAGCAUUGUAGUCAUUCAUUUAAUUUAUUUCAAGGUAGUGCAAGAAAGCCAGGAAGCUUUCAAACCCCGUCACAAGCCUUUAUCUCUGCUUUCUUGAGCUCAACGUACUCCUUAAUAGUUGAAUAAGGCAUUAACACUCGAAAGUUAACUUCUAUUUAAUGGUGCUAAAUAAAAAGUGGUAUCUUA